Molecule: messenger RNA, 770 nt
Organism: Owenia fusiformis
Lineage: Eukaryota; Metazoa; Annelida; Polychaeta; Sabellida; Oweniidae
Source: the annotation of a GenBank genome assembly
CAACCAAAAACAUCAGCACAACCAACGACAACAAACCCACCUGACACAACAACUAUAUUCAAAGCUCCUGAAACAACAUCACAGUUACCAACCUUAAAUAAAACAGAAAGUAUCACCCAUACAAAUCCUCCAUCAUUUACACCAGAGCAAACUCAGCUUGCCCAAUAUCAGCAAGAGAUUCAACAGUUAAGAGCAGUUGCCAUUGUAUUGGGUUUAUUUCUCUUAGUAGCUUGUGCAAUAAUUGGAGUGAUAUUUAUCUACCGGCACAAUAAGAGUAAAAUAGUUGAUAAUCAAAACAAACCACCAACAAAUCCUUUAACAGACCAGGAAGAUGCAAGUGAAAUGACCAAUACAGCAAAUGAUCCAACUGGUCUCAAACUACAUGGUAAUGAAGAUGUAACAAAUGAAUAUGAAACUGCAAACAUUUAUGAAAAUGAGGCAAUGAUGUCAGAAGAUGAAGUUAAUGUUGAUUUUACAAGAGCAAGUGGAGCUAGGUAUGAAGAAAUUUCAAUGACCAAUUUAGCAAAUAAUCCCACUGGUCCCAAAUUACAUGUAAUUACAUGCACCACAAACGCAGAUGAGCCUACGAACAUUUAUGAAAAUCAAGAAAUGAUGAUGUCAGAAGAUGAAGUAAAUGUUGAUUCCACCACAGAUGAAGCCAGGUAUGAAGAACUUCAUAUGGGCUCUGAUGCUCCUAUAGAUAACAGUCAAACCUAUGAAGAACUGCGGGUGGACUUUUCUCAAUCUGCUUAAAUCGGUAACAAGAAAAC